Molecule: messenger RNA, 2676 nt
Organism: Mesocestoides corti
Lineage: Eukaryota; Metazoa; Platyhelminthes; Cestoda; Cyclophyllidea; Mesocestoididae
Source: the annotation of a GenBank genome assembly
AUGGAAGCAGGAAUGGGCAAACGGAAAGAACAAGAACUCAGUCAAGGAGUCACUGCCGACGAGGUGAGGACCAUCAAGAAACCCCGCCUCGUCUUCACGGACAUCCAACGCAGGACGCUGCACGCCAUCUUCAAAGAAACCAAACGACCCAGUAAAGAGAUGCAGGCAACUAUCGCCCACCAACUGGGCUUGGAGAUCUCCACGGUUGCCAACUUCUUCAUGAAUGCUCGACGACGCUCUUCGGAGAAGUGGCAAGACGGUGACAGCAAGAACUCCAGCAUGAUCGAUUCGUCGUCGCCGCAGUCGUCCAUUGAUCAGUCGGAGGGUGGUGGAGGCGGUGGCGGUGGCGCUGGGAGCGUGAUGAUAGGGCCUCCGGACGAAACCACCGCCAUCGCUCACGCUGGAGACACGCCAUUCAAGGUGGAGGCGUACGGACAAUUCAACCCCUCCGCCUACGUCACCGCAGAUCAGUCGUCGCUGUGCGCCGCGGUGUCUGCGUCCAUGGUCUCAGCGCAGCCCUACGACGCCGCCAGGUCAUCCUCAUCGUCGUCGUCCACGGCGAUGACGCAGGCCUACAUGCAACCGGAGUAUCCAUUCUCCAUGCGAAACCCCUUUUUUGCAGCUCAGCACAACCUCCUACAGCAACAACAACGGCUCUUCCCCUACGCCAAAACCGCAGCCUCUAACUUCCAAGCGCAGUACCUUCCAGCCGCGAUUCAACAGCAGCACCAACACGCAAUGGGCUUCCAGCAACAACAGCAGCAGCAGCAGCAGCAGAGCUCGCUCAUCGACCUCCGACGUCUGGCGUCGGCGUCUCAAAUCGACCCGCGUUUCCUAGCAACGGCGACUGAGUUGAGCGCCAGUCACCAAUCGCUGCGUGACCAGGCCCUCGAGAUCUGCUCAAACAUGAAUGCUGCGGCAGCCGCGGCUGCAGCUUCUGUUGGCUUCAAUGCUGCCUCAGGGGAUGCUGGCACUGUUGCCGAUCAUCAGAUCUUGACUGCUACCAAGCCGGAGGAGGGCUCUUUGUCAAAUCUUUCGCUAGCACGAUGUGGUCCGGAGGCUAGCAACAUUGACGUGGAGCCGCAAACGACAAUAAGCGAUGCAAAAACAGACUGUAUUAGGCACGAAGCUUUUGACCUUGGUGCGACUAAUAGAUCAGACGGUGGUUCGAGGAGUGAACCCCUUCAGAGCUCAUUUUUUAGUGGGAAACUUGAACAAGCUGAACAACAAAGGGAGUCAACAAGGCCUGUACAAACUAGAAAAGACAAAAAUGAAGAAAACGUGGGUGAAUUUGAUGGAUCCACUUCACCGAUUUUCAAACAUCCAACGCUGACGGGCGACAGAGACGAAAGGGACCAGCAAAAGCGAUUCCAGAAACAAUUAAUGCAACACGAGCACCUUGAAGCCCAGUUAGCUGAAACCAGGAGGCUCUUAAGGAGCUCAGAAGACGAGAUGAAGAGCAUUCGGAAGGAGGUCCAAGAGACGGAGCAUCGCCUAACUCAGGAACUCGCCAAGAAGGUCACCUCGCUACGCGACUUGGAAGGACGGUUUGUCAAAAUGUCGGCCGAGUUGCAAAUGAGCCUCCUUGACAGUCAAGCCAAGAACAGGGUCUUGGAGGAUACACUGAAGACCAAUCAGUCACUCUUUCGACGUGCUGUCUCUGAACGCGACUCCAUGCAAAAGGCAAAGGCUAUGCUGUCUUUUCGGCUCCAAGUUGCGCAGGAUCAGAUCCGAGAACUUGAACACAAAUUGAACAGCAGUGCAAGUUGUUCGGAAAGCCAAAUGGCGCGCCUCAACAGAACCCUAGAGGGUGUUGCAGAGGUUGCCGUUGCCGCGCGUCACGCCAGUGCACGUAUUAGGAGCACCCUUAAACAGGCUGGGACAUCCGUUAAGAUUGCCACCCCCAGCAAAGCGGCGAAGCAGAGUUUUGAGACGUCUGUCGUGUCAUCAAUCAGGCAACUCACAGAUGACGUAAAUAAGAAGCGCCUAAAGUCAUCAGGCGGUGCGAUGAAAAAUGAAGCUGUCCGACAAUCGUUGACAGCAGCACACGAAGGGGACGGCCGCAUAAUUGGGGCGAAUAAGUCCACCCCUGUUCUAAUCGAAAGAAGGUUGCCGAGUAAGGAGGUUGCCUCGUCAAAAGUUGGCUUGCGUUCGAGUCAGGAUAAGCUUAACAGCCUUAGUCAACGCAUUGACGCUUCACGACGUUCAUCCGAGCUUGAAGUCACGUCAGACGUAAAUCAAAGGUCUGCUGAGGUGAUCAGUAGACCAGCAGGUGACGAACAGGUGAAUGCGAACAACAGUUUCUCGUGGUCUCACGCUGGACACAGCCACUGCGUCAGAGCAGCUAGGAUGGGCUUUAAUCGAGGUUCAUCAGCACGUCGAAGUGAUCGCUACUCUCGGUUAAGCAUGAACCAGUCAGAAACCGGGUGCUCCAAACGCAGCUCACGUCUCGUUCCCGAUACCAGCAAGAGUGAUAAAAUUGGAGAACUUCUAAACAAGGGCAUCACAAAGGCAGAUCGGCUGCGCGACGUGAUUGGUAGGCUGCGUCAAUUCAUUCACACGACAAGACCAUUAACCGAAUCUUGGGAUAAAAAGGAGAAUAGAGGCCUAACGCAAUCUGUUGAAUCUGGGUCUCACCCGAAGUUACCCAAUUCAAUUAGCCACAACGGAAAAUAA